Amoebophrya sp. A120 is the source of this 684-nucleotide messenger RNA. NCBI's taxonomy places the organism in Eukaryota, Dinophyceae, Syndiniales, Amoebophryaceae. The record is from the annotation of a GenBank genome assembly.
UUUUGAACUGAAACCAGCGGGAGUGUCGGUUUCCGACAUUAAGCCGCGGGAGGACGGGAUCAGUCGCGAGUUCGUGAAUCUGCUCGAGUACCACGUUGGCGUCGAGAACAAAGAGCAGUUGCAGAGGGUGUUGGAAGCCCUGCAGGAUGAAGAGCUCGAGAAGAUCUACCGCGUCAUGCAGGAUGCGGGCACAUUCAGGGCCGCUGUGGAAGAAGAGCAGAAGAAGUUCACCUCCGGGCACUGGCGUCACGAGCUGGAUUUCAUGGCGAAACUCCUCGACGCCGGCUUCGACUUUUCCGACCCGCCGAUUCUGCAAGUGCUCGGAUGCAGGUACUUCAACAAUCGCAGGCUCGCCCCCUUCCUCAUAAAGGGCACGGGGGUGGGGCGAGCCUACCUGGCAGACACCUAUACCGCCUUUAUGGAGCCGGACUGGUCACGAACGUUGAAGCAUGGCGAGGUGAGUUUCAACUGCAACGGAAGCGCGAUCGGGAGCCGCCGCGUAGCCAUUUGCCGCCCGCCGAGUGUGACGCCUGACGAUUUGCUCGUGCGCGACGCUGUGGCAAAUCAAGGCGCGACGCCGGCGCGCUUUGCAACGAAGAACAUCUUGACCUGCGCUGCACCGGAGGACGCGGUGGGCGACUGCGAUGCUGUGCUGAUGUCCGGCGACCAAGAUGGGGACCGGCC